GACGGCGCGCAUGAUGGGAAAGCUCAGGGACUCCGUGAUGCCCGUGGACCCGCUCGGCAACGCCGGGCUGCUGUGCCAGGCUUGCGGCUUCCUGCUGAUCAAGCCGCAGCAGGCGGAGUGCGGGCACCGCUACUGCAGAGGCUGCGUGAAGGGGCUGUUCAGGGAUGCAGAAAAGGUGUUGUGCCGUACUUGCAAAGCAGGGCUGUGCCGCAGACAGUUCCACAGUGACAAAGCAGCAGAGAAUGACGCUCUGGUCACAGAAGUUGCCUGCCCCAAUUUUGACUGCACUUGGACUGGAGUCCUGAAAUCCUACCAGGAGCACGCCUGCCCCCUGGUGGCACACCUUGGAACUGCAAGGACAGCUCCCAAUCAAGAUGGGGAUGAAGGACAAGGGUCCUCCUGGAGUAUCAAAGAGCCCCUCAUGGAUGAUCCUGCUGUGAAUCUGGAGGUGGUCCAGAUGCGUGUGGAGGCCCUGGAGCUGAUGGUGGCUUCCCUUCGCCAACAGCUGAGCAGCCAGGUGGCUACGGUGAAGUCCCUUCAGCACUGCUGCUCCCAGUACGAGAGGUGGCUGAGGAUUUAUCGGGAGACCCGUGACAGCCCCCAUGGGAUCAAGGAGUCCGAGCCAACAGCACCUGAGCUGAUCAGCACAGAUGGGAUAUUGGUGUGGAAAGUGGAGAACUUCUCCAAGCUCCUGAGGGAUGCCAAGGCCGGAAAGAGGCGUUCCAUCUACUCUCCAGCAUUUGCCACCCACCCUUUUGGGUACCACCUCUGUGUCCGGCUGUACCCUGAUGGAGAUGGCAUCGGCAAGGGUGGCCACCUUUCGGUCUUCCUUGCCUUGGCCAAGGGGCCCUAUGAUGACGUCCUGCCCUGGCCCUUCCGGCAAAAGGUAACCUUCACUCUGCUGGACCCCACACGAAAGAGAUCGCCUGUGACGGAGACCUUCCUUCCAGAUCCGCACAGUGCCUCCUUCCACCAGCCUCAGGAAAGGCUCAACGUGGCCAGUGGGAGCCCCCUUUUUGCGAGCCAUGUUGAGAUUCCGGGCUACCUCAAAGAUGACACCCUGUACCUCAAGGUGGUCGUGGAUUUGGCAGGGAUAGACCUUUGAGACUGGAAGUCAACUGGGGAGAAGCCGAUGGAUGCUUUCUGCUCCUCUACCGACUUUGUCUUUUCUCUCAAAGCUCCCUUAACUCUCCCAAGGAAGGACCCUCCAGUGCUCUCAUCACUUCUGCCACCAACAAUGUUCACCACAAUUCUGCAUAUUAUUCAUGCUGUGAAUCAUGGAACGGCAGCCCCUGAUUCAUACUUCGGAGGAAUUUCCAAGAUCUUCUAAACCUUAUAUGGGCACUUCUAGUCCUCGUGUGUUUGUUCCUUAAUGGACACCUUUUUGGGAAAUGUUAAAAAUAUGAAAACAUAAUGGAUUGCCAGAUAAGGUCGUUCAAUGGUCACAAGCAUGAUACAAUAUCCUGGAUGCCAUCUGUUGAAAAAUAUCUACCAGCUGCCGAACUUGGCCUGCCUUGUUCCAGCUUUUCAGUUGUUUUUUUUUUUUUAAAGGACAUUUCAUUGCCAAAGGCGCUAAAAGCAGGAUGAUUUGCUCUUGAGGGUCUCCUAGGAGGACUUCCCCAUCUGGUUUGUGGGUGCCUUGAGAUUUUUAAGUACAAAGUCUGCUGCUGUGGGUUAGGGGGACAGGGGUGUUGAUCAGUAUGUUCACCUGCUGCCCACCUGCACAAUGCAGCUGAAUGUGACAUUUCUAUUUAUUGUUACUCUUACCUGUAGCACUUUCCAGUGGUCUAGGGGCUUUGCAAUAAUCACUAGGGAUUACCAGACACAUAUCCUUAGACACGACAGGGGUUUUUUUGCUACCUCGUAUUCUAUUUAUUAACCGUAAAGGUUUCAUCAUGUAAUAACAGUUCCUUGGCAUUUUUAUGCAAAUUGUAAUAUUAAAAUAUUUAUAUAAUA
Varanus komodoensis (Komodo dragon) is the source of this 1956-nucleotide messenger RNA. RefSeq names its product TNF receptor-associated factor 2-like. The transcript has 5 exons. The record is from RefSeq and is a predicted model, not a curated record. Gene Ontology annotation, biological process: regulation of canonical NF-kappaB signal transduction; tumor necrosis factor-mediated signaling pathway; regulation of apoptotic process. Gene Ontology annotation, molecular function: protein binding; zinc ion binding. Gene Ontology annotation, cellular component: plasma membrane signaling receptor complex. Bases 11 to 1105 code for a protein of 364 amino acids. NCBI's taxonomy places the organism in Eukaryota, Metazoa, Chordata, Lepidosauria, Squamata, Varanidae.